UUUUCUUUUCUCCUCAUUUUACUUCAUUAGGACUAAUUUGAUUCAAAAUGAGAGACAAGUGGAGGAAGAAGGUAACAUUGCUUGAUUCAUGCUGCAGUUUGAGAUGUCCAAGCUAAACACUAGUCUUUAACCACAAACAGCGCCAGAGACGUCUGCGAAGAAAGAGAAAGCAGCAAAAGAAAAAGUAAAUUUGAAUAUCUUUUGAAUCCUCGUUGUUAAUGGUGCACCACUAAGAAAUACGACUGAUCAAGUUUCUCCUAUCAUACAUCAUAUUGCUUAUAUUUUUCGCUUUAUUCGUGGCAUAAUUUAUCAUGUCCUCUAUAUUGCAUCUUAUAUUCAUUUUCUUACAUGCUAUACUUCUACAAAAAAAGGAAAACGCUGAAAUAAAUACCGUUUACAUUCAUUUUAUAACAAUAUAUGUUAUGAUGAGAUUGUAUAAAUGUACGUUGCUUAAUGAUAAUGAUUAUAUUGACUUCGUAAGGCUUUGUUACUGUAGGAUGAUAAAGCAAUAUUUAUCCAGUGACAAUAGUAGCUUGACCGAGUGAAAUCUUGAUGUGCAGGUAAGUAGGCUAAUAUCUACAUCCAUAAAAUCCAUUCCAUUAUGAAUCAAUAACUGACGAUGGUAGGUCGAGCAUCGGCCUGCUUUUAGUCACACAAGCCGAGUAACAGACCGUCUCAUACUCAUAGUUGGGAGUCGCAAUAAGAAGAGAAAACAGAGCAAGAGUGUUAAAGCAGAGAAAAAGAUAGUGAAGAAGAAGAAAACGGCAUCACAAGCUGUAGAGUGUUCAAGUUGUGGGAAUGAUAAUUAUGCUUCCUCUCGUUCGCCUCUUUGUUCUAAU
Messenger RNA from Mycotypha africana, 839 nucleotides. RefSeq lists its product as uncharacterized. The transcript is spliced from 4 exons. NCBI's taxonomy places the organism in Eukaryota, Fungi, Mucoromycota, Mucoromycetes, Mucorales, Mycotyphaceae. The record is from RefSeq and is a predicted model, not a curated record. The coding region runs from base 312 to 545 and encodes 77 amino acids.